Molecule: messenger RNA, 2318 nt
Organism: Pectinophora gossypiella (pink bollworm)
Lineage: Eukaryota; Metazoa; Arthropoda; Insecta; Lepidoptera; Gelechiidae
Gene: Taf5
Product: transcription initiation factor TFIID subunit 5
Exons: 12
Coding region: 112-2067 (651 amino acids)
Biological process (GO): transcription initiation at RNA polymerase II promoter
Cellular component (GO): transcription factor TFIID complex
Molecular function (GO): protein binding; RNA polymerase II general transcription initiation factor activity
Source: RefSeq, a predicted model, not a curated record
UCGAUGACGAUUUCUCAACGUGAAUGUGUUAAUUUUGUUAAAGAUGCUUCCUUGAAUUAAACGGGAAGACUAGAACUUUUAAGUAAAUUCGACGAGGAAUUUCCAAGCAAAAUGACAGAAAAAUCGACUCCGCUCCUAGCAGUAUUGCAGCUCCUACGGAAAUAUAAUUUGAAGGGAACUGAAGAAAUACUUAGAAAAGAAGCGAGUCUUGGCGAUGUAGAGUUUGAGAAUUUGGAUUUACCGGAGGUUGAGCUGGCCAGUAUUCUCACAGCUCACCAUACUGAAAGUGACCCUUACAGCUAUGAAUUUGCUUACGAUAGUCUGAAGAAAUUCGUAGAGAACUGUUUGGACAUGUAUAAACAUGAGUUAUCUACUCUACUAUACCCUGUAUUUGUGCACAUGUAUUUGAGCCUGAUAUUGUAUGGACACAAUGAGCAUGCAGCAAACUUCCUGGAAAAGUUUGGACCAGAGCAAGAGGAUUACUAUCAGGAGGACUUAACUAAGCUUUCCGUUGUCAAAAAUGUAGAUCAAAUUAAAGGCAAUGACAUGGUUGAAGCUUACAGCUCCAACAAGUUUGUUGUCCAGCUAUCCAGAGACGCAUCAUCCCAGCUAAAACGGUUCCUCCAUGAGCAAAAGAACUCCACAGUAAUUAUAAACGUCAUCAACAACCACAUACAGAUUGAGGUGCAUGAUGGACCUGGUCGCACUCAGGCUCAAGUGAGGGCCACAGCGGGGGGCCUACUUGGAGAAGCUACUAGAAACGAGAAUCGCACCAAAGUAUACUAUGGUCUUCUGAAAGAGCCUGACAUCCAAGUUCUGCCAGCGCCAAUAGAGGACGAGGAGGAGCCAGAAGAAACACCAGAUAAACCAAAAAAGAAAAAAGCGAAGAAAGAUAAUAUAUUCAUGAAGAAACCUAAAUCGGACCCCAAUGCUCCUCCUAAUGAUAGAAUUCCAUUGCCGGACUUAAAAGAAACGGACAAGAUUGAAAAAGGCAAGGCAUUGAGAGAGGCGUCAAAACGCGUGCAACUCGGCCCUGACAGUCUACCCUCCAUCUGCUUCUAUACCCUUCUAAACAGCGGCCACACGGCGCUCUGCGCUGAUAUAUGUGACGACUCCACACUGCUUUCUGUCGGCUUCAACAACUCUACCAUAAAGGUGUGGACUUUGACUCCAGUCAAAUUGCGCGGCAUGAAAUCUGCUGAAAAAUUGCAAGAUAUUGACAGAGAAGCAGGUGAUGUCCUCGUCAGAAUGAUGGAAGAAAGAGACCGCGACACUUGUCGCACGCUCUUCGGACAUUCCGGUCCAGUUUACAAAGUUGCUUUUGACCCGUUCAAGACUAUGCUACUGUCGUGUUCUGAAGAUUCCACAGUGAGACUAUGGUCCCUGCAAUGUUGGACCUGUCUGGUGGUCUACCGGGGGCACGUGUGGCCGGUAUGGGACGUGCGAUGGUCACCCCACGGCCACUACUUCGCUACCAGCGGCCACGACCGCUCGGCACGUCUCUGGGCCACCGAUCACCACCAACCACUCAGAAUCUUCGCCGGACACCUUUCUGAUGUUGACUGUGUUCAAUUCCACCCAAACUCGAAUUACAUCGCAACGGGCUCUAGUGACCGUACAGUGCGUGUAUGGGACUGCUUAACGGGAACCCAAGUUCGUAUAAUGACUGGACAUAAGUCGCCAAUAUUCACCCUGGCGUUCUCCGUGUGCGGGCGUUGGCUGGCGUCGGGCGGCGGCAGGGGCGAGCUGAUGGUGUGGGACCUGUCUACCGGCGCGCCCGCAGCCACGCUGCCGCCCUCGCAUACCGCGCCCAUACAUGCGCUCGCCUUCAGCCGCGACGGAACUAUUUUGUCUACUGGAUCUUUAGAUUGCACCAUAAAGCUAUGGGACUUCGCAGCAAUUACUGAAGAAGUCACAGCUGAAGAAAAUGGAACAGGCAACACGGCACCAAAGGAUGACAAAUAUUUACUACGCUCCUUUGCCACAAAGAAUUCACCUAUCAAAACCUUACAUUUCUCGAGACGCAAUCUGUUAUUAGCUGUAGGUACCUAUGAAGGAAGUUCGUAAGAAUAAUUAUAAAUUACAAUUACUUUGUCAUAUAAAUCUUUAUUUGACCAAUGUACAAUAUUUUUUGUAUGUAACCAGAUUACUAAAGAAAAGGAGUGUUGUAAUUUGCAUAAACCGUUUCACCAUGUCCUUUAUUUAUAUGGUGGACAAGGAACCAUAAAACAAUGUGAUCAUAAUAUUUGUAAGAGAUAUGACCUUUCUGAUGUUAUAAACUGUAUCAUUAAGUUCAAUAUAGACUCAUUACUUCUGGA